AUGGCGACAACCACAAUCAGAAAAGUCAUGAUUACCGAGUUCGGUGACGCGUCCAAGGUCCGAGUGAUUCAGGACACCAUCGGCCCUCCUCCGGCCCACCAUGUCCAAGUUGCGCCCAUCUACUCCGGCUUCUCGGGAUCCGAUAUCAACAUGCGCAAAGGCGUCUACCCGAGACAGAAACCAGCUCCGUUGUCACCGGGUUACUGCCUCACUGGCACGGUGAAAGUCAAUGGUCGUGGUGCCUCCAAGUUUUCUCCGGGCGACGUCAUCCUUGCCUUGACCAUGUACGAUGCUGAGGCAGACCUAGUCAAUCUCCCCGAAAACCUUCUCAUUAGAGUCCCUUCGGGUCUGGACCUGCAGCAGGUCACCGCCCUCAUCGUGGACUGGAGCACGGCAUACGCCAUGGUUUACGACUGGGCCAAGGUUUCCAAGGGCGACCGCGUCUUCAUCCACGGAAUCAGCGGGGCUGUCGGUUCCGCGCUGAUGAAAUUUUGUCAGCUGCAGGGCGCCGAAAUCUACGGCACCGCCUCGGAGCGGAACCACGAAGCUAUUCGGGCUCAAGGAGGUAAACCAUUCGUGUAUACCAAUAAGGACUGGAUGAAGGCGAUGAAGGACUUGGGAGGCGCCGAUGCCGUGUUUGAUCCACUCGGUUUCGAGAGCUACGAUGAAUCCUUUUCAAUCCUGUCCAAUACGGGUAUUCUGGUUGGAUACGGCGGUAACUUGCAAUCGCUCAAUGAGGGGGUCGAGCCGCGGUCUAUUUGGAUGCCAACGAUUAAACUCAUGGCUCGCGGUAUGGUCCCAUUUUGUGGCAAGCGGACAAAGUUCUACUACAUCUCCUCCGACGACGCCACAUUUGAGCCGAAUUUGAAGGCAAUGUUUGAUCUCAUCCGUGAAGGUAAAAUCAGGGUGCCCAUCAAGCAUGUCUGGGAGCUUAACGACAUUCAGGAGGCACAUCGGCAGUGGACAAACAGUACAGGUGUUGGAUCAUCGCUUAUUCGGGUGUCACCUGAACCCAGAAACUGGUGA
Molecule: messenger RNA, 1026 nt
Organism: Colletotrichum truncatum
Lineage: Eukaryota; Fungi; Ascomycota; Sordariomycetes; Glomerellales; Glomerellaceae
Product: zinc-binding dehydrogenase
Cellular component (GO): mitochondrion
Molecular function (GO): oxidoreductase activity
Source: RefSeq, a predicted model, not a curated record